Messenger RNA from Centropristis striata (black sea bass), 2812 nucleotides. RefSeq names its product CDP-diacylglycerol synthase (phosphatidate cytidylyltransferase) 2 (gene cds2). Bases 135 to 1496 code for a protein of 453 amino acids. Gene Ontology annotation, cellular component: endoplasmic reticulum membrane. The record is from RefSeq and is a predicted model, not a curated record. The transcript has 13 exons. NCBI's taxonomy places the organism in Eukaryota, Metazoa, Chordata, Actinopteri, Perciformes, Serranidae. Gene Ontology annotation, molecular function: phosphatidate cytidylyltransferase activity.
GAACGGUUUCCUCGAAGUGUUGCUGUGCAAAAUCUAGCUACAAGCUUAACAGGAGAUCUGUCAGCCGAAAUAACGAGUCAGUGUCUCGGAGACACAGGACCUUCGCUGUCAUCGCUAGGCAACGAUCUGCUAAGAUGACGGAGCUACGGCACCGUGGAGCCAAAGACACCGAGCCGACGUUACAGCAGCAGCCGUCAGAGGACAAGGGUUCAGACAGCGAGCUGAAGGUUGAAAAAGAUGGGGCGUCAGAUGGCGAAUCCAAGGUGGACUCAGGGGUCCCAGAGGUGCCAGUCCCUGCUGAUGACACACCUGAGGUGCUAAACAAGGCCCUGUCUGGACUCUCCUCAAGAUGGAAGAACUGGUGGGUCCGAGGCAUUCUCACACUAGCCAUGAUCUCCUUCUUCUUCUUGAUCAUCUACAUGGGCCCCAUGGUGCUUAUGAUGAUUGUCCUCUGUGUUCAGAUCAAGUGCUUCCAGGAAAUCAUCACUAUUGGAUACAGUGUGUACCACUCCUACCACCUGCCCUGGUUCAGGACCUUGAGCUGGUACUUCCUGCUGUGCGUUAACUACUUCUUCUAUGGUGAGACCGUGACAGACUACUUCUUUACACUGGUGCAGAGGGAGGAGCCGCUUCGCAUCCUCAGCAAAUACCACCGAUUUAUCUCCUUCGCCCUCUACCUCACAGGUUUCUGUAUGUUUGUGCUGAGUUUGGUGAAGAAGCACUACCGCCUUCAGUUCUACAUGUUUGGUUGGACCCAUGUGACUCUGCUGAUUGUGGUGACUCAGUCUCACCUUAUCAUCCACAACCUGUUCGAGGGGAUGAUCUGGUUCAUUGUGCCAAUUUCCUGUGUGAUCUGUAAUGACAUUAUGGCUUACAUGUUUGGUUUCUUCUUCGGCCGCACCCCCCUUAUCAAGCUGUCCCCUAAGAAGACAUGGGAGGGAUUCAUCGGUGGAUUGUUUGCCACCAUUGUCUUUGGCAUCAUGCUCUCCUACGUGAUGGCAGGCUACCGCUACUUUGUGUGCCCGGUGGAGUUCAACAACGACUCCAAUAGUUUCCAGGUGGACUGUGAGCCAUCGGAUCUUUUCCAACUCCAGGACUACGCCCUGCCCAGCAUCCUGGAGUCUGUCACUGGAUGGACCACAGUGCGUCUGUAUCCGUUCCAGAUCCACAGCAUCGCGCUCUCCUCCUUUGCCUCCAUCAUGGGACCUUUCGGUGGCUUCUUUGCCAGCGGCUUCAAAAGAGCCUUCAAGAUCAAGGAUUUUGCCAACACUAUCCCGGGUCACGGUGGCAUCAUGGACAGAUUCGACUGCCAGUACCUCAUGGCCACAUUUGUUAAUGUCUACAUUGCUAGCUUCAUCAGGGGCCCCAACCCCAGCAAGGUGAUCCAGCAGCUCCUGGCCCUCCGUGCAGACCAGCAGCUCUACAUCUUCAACUCCCUGAAGGCUCACCUGACAGAGAAGGGCCUGCUGCCAGCGCUGGAGGAGGCCGCUGCCUAGAGCCACCCGCACCAACACCGGCUCGCCCUGAGAGGGAGAGGAGGGCAGCACCCGAGGGCCCCAUGCAGCCCCGCAGCUCUGGGAGACUCGCAGUGCUUUGUGUGAGCGAAAAAAACACAUCAGAGAAAAAACCCACAAAGAAAACUACAAAAAACUCCAGCCUUGGGCCAUUCCAUUUCAUUUGGGUAUGAGAGUGUGUUUGUGUUCAUACUGUCUGUGAAUCAUGUUCCAGUGUUUUCAGGUUGGGUUAGUGAAUUACUGUACUGUUACACAUUUCCAUUAUAUCUAAUCACACUGUUGAACAAAAUGUUGGUACAGGCUUUCCUCUAUAUACCUAUUACUGUGUGUUAAUAUUUUAUUGUACAUUUUUAUUUUCAGUUUUAAUGCACUGCUCUCAACCCUCACUGUAUUGUUACCCCAGCUGCACCCACUCCCCAAAUUUAGGUUUAAAAUUUCUUUGUUGUGACUGUUUCUAUUUAUACAUAGAUGGUUUUUAUAUUUGGUAUGUUCUAUUAUAUCUUAAUGUUGUGUCUGUUUUAUUUCAACUGAAUUCACCUCUGCCAUGUGCAUUUAUACAUGUGUGUCUUUUUGCUGCCAUUCAUUCAUCAUUUCGAGACAUUGCUCUCUUGCUCAGCCAAAUCAUGGACAUCAUAAUUUCAUAUCAUACAGUUAUGUCCUAAGAUGAAUAGCAAAGUUACCCUGAAGUGUUUGACGGCAUCAGAGCAUCUUACAAAUGUAGAAUCCAGUCUGUGAGUUGGUAAUUCCCACACUUUUGGUUAUUGGUUUUUGUGCUGUAAGCUGCAGUUAGCAAUGCUCCAUACAAGUAGUGUUUUAUUUUGAAGGCCAGUGCAACAGACACCAGUACCCUGUUUGCAUAAAGGUCAAAAGAAAAAGCAGAAAGGCCCUUAGAGAUAAAACACAAUUAUGUUUUGGUUUCAUUAACUUCUGUGACAUUGUGUUCGGUGUUGAUACUUUUUAUCUCCUUAAGAAAGAGCUGUUAAAGGAUUUUCACAUGCUCAGUAAGGUGGUGGGAUUGUUGUAUUAUGGCUUCUGUUUGACAUUGAUGGGCACAAUACCUGUUAGCUAGGUUCUGGUAUCGUCAACAUGUUCACAGCUUUAGAGUAGAAAGCCACAAUAUACAGUUCAUCUAUCACUGGUUGACCUGCACUGUAUGUGUGACAGCAGGAUCUCAUGCCAGUACAGCUGCUGUGUAUAUACACAGCACUGAAGAGGUUUUACAGUAAGGUCCUGUCAUAUUUCUACCACUGGCAAAUGUUCGCUUUAUUUGGUGGAAAUGUAUAAAAAGCUGAAGCUUC